AUUUUUGUUUUUUUUAUUUCUAUUUUUUAUUUUUUUAUUUUUAAUAAAUUUUUUAAAUUAUUUGUGAAGAAAAAUGAGAGAGAAUUCUAUCUUUAAAGGAAUGAAUUUGGGAAUUAAAAAACCGUUAAAACGCUGAAUAGAAAAAAAAAAUCUAUUUGUAAAAGAAUUUUGGUCCAUAACGGAAUCCUUCGGAAAUAGUCUAACAGCUUGAGUUUGGGCGAUUUCCGCAUUGAUCCCCUGAACUGAUUAAAAGUCUAGUUAUUCCAAAUUUGUAAACUGUGUGUUCGGGUCUGUUAAUGUUGGAAUAAUUUCAUAUUAGUUAUAAAAAGGUAAUACACUAGCUUAAAAGUGAGGACCUUAUCUGGCCUUCGUAUCAAGGGCAGAUCAGUUUUUGCGUUACUAUUGAUUUUUUUGGAAACUGCUUAAUCAUUUUUAAAAUACUGCUCCGCUAGUGCUUCGAAUAUGGAUUACAAGGGUGUUUGGUAGAACUUUAGAUUUUAGAUUGACAUUGGAUCUAAAUAAAGCUUUGUCAAACAGUAUAGCUUCAGAUUUUAGAUUCACGCUGAAUCUAAAUAAAGCUUUGUCAAAUAGGAUAGUUUUAUUUUUUUAAGUAAUUUAAUACGUAGAAUUGAUCUUUUCGCAAUACAAUUUUGUAUAGUAGGUAAAAUAAUACUAUAAAAAACUUGAUAUGUAGAAUUGAAGGGAAAUUAUGUACCAUUAUCACUAAGUAAUACCUCUCGUUCAUUCCCCUCUCCCCCUUGAUCGUUCGCUCGUCCCUCAGAUCGUUUGCGUGCUACCCGACCAACCUUAACCCUCCGCCCAGCUCUACUAUUAGAGUUCUUUCCGCUAGAUCUAGAGUUAGAUUUCUGUCAAAUAAAAUUUAAGUAUAGGUUAGGACGAAACGAAUACAAAUUCUUUUUUCUUUCAAGCCAGCAACUAACAAUACGGGUCCAGUACGGUGUAUCCGCCAGAUCGAUGUUGUUUCCGACGCCCCGCGCCCCCGCCCAGGUUCGCCGCGGGAAGGAGAGGAGGAAGAGGAGCCAAACGGUUUAGCCGACUCGGCCGCUCGCUUCCCAAAUAGGCACCGAAAAUACUCGAAACCCCACCCAAAUAGAACCCUCAAACACCUCCGAAAAGGCGAGUAGCGCCGAGAUCGGGGGAGUAGGAGAUGGUGGUGCGGCGGCUGGGCGGCGCGGGCCGCGCGCUGCUCACGCUCCCCAACAUCCGAAGGCGGGCGUCCAACUCCUGGGCCGCCGUCCGCGACACCUUCUUCUCCACCAAGCAAGUGUUCGAGAGCCACCGCAUCGUCUUCACCGUCGGCACCUCCGUCGCCUCCAUCCUUACGGCAUGGGCCGGUUAUUCACUUCGUCAUAUGCAGCAAUCAAGGAUUGACAGGAGGCUUGAGUCAAUUGAAACAUCUUUGAAGGAUAAUCACAAAGUUCAACAUGAGGAGAUAAAAAAGAUUGUCACUUCCAGCAAUGCUAGCACUCCAGCCUGUGUAGCCACGGCGCUGACGACAACGGUUGUUGGGUACGCGUUAGGGUGGCGAGGUGGAGCUUGGUAUGCUCGAAGGGCCUUCCGAAGAGAGCAACAGAAGCUGAUGGGUCAAAUCAAGUCGCGCAAUAGAUGGCACUGGCGGCCCUUCAAUAAACUGAAAAAUAGGCUCAGAAGUAGCAGAUUCACGUCCAAGACCAAGAGUCCCGAUGCCCCUAGAUCAUUGGGCCGAAGCACCGAUGCCCCCUCAAGUAGCAGGGCGUCUGAGAAUGUUAGCAGCAAUGCUCAGGCAGCAGGCUGUACAUGACUAAUAGAAGUUGUGAACGCAUAGCCUAUACGCUUUAGUACACAUACCAUAUGACUGGUAGGUAGUCAGCACGAUGGUGGAUCAUUUUGUAGCAUUAAGAUAACUAUGCGGAUGCAGCUGUGACAUGGAAAAAUUCAGUUGAAUGAUGAUAGACGGGGAACCUGUCUAGUACUGAUGUACCAUUUGUUCCGUCCAGAUUAUACUUCUUUUAUGCCACGUUAUUAUGAGAACUGAAAGCCUCGUGCAGCCAAGUUAUGAUCGAAA
Molecule: messenger RNA, 2065 nt
Organism: Phragmites australis (common reed)
Lineage: Eukaryota; Viridiplantae; Streptophyta; Magnoliopsida; Poales; Poaceae
Exons: 5
Coding region: 1169-1801 (210 amino acids)
Source: RefSeq, a predicted model, not a curated record